Cajanus cajan (pigeon pea) is the source of this 3257-nucleotide messenger RNA. Its product is annotated as golgin candidate 6. The record is from RefSeq and is a predicted model, not a curated record. Gene Ontology annotation, biological process: intracellular protein transport; endoplasmic reticulum to Golgi vesicle-mediated transport; vesicle fusion with Golgi apparatus. NCBI's taxonomy places the organism in Eukaryota, Viridiplantae, Streptophyta, Magnoliopsida, Fabales, Fabaceae. Gene Ontology annotation, cellular component: endoplasmic reticulum; Golgi stack; Golgi membrane.
UCAGUUAAAAGUCAGAAGUCAAAACUCUCUUUCUCGCACUUCCGUGACUUUAUCAUUUCGGAAACAAAGCUCUUUGAUCUUCGAAUUCCUUGGAUCACUUUUCUUCGAUCAUCUCUCUCUUCCUUCAACGUUCACCCCUACUAACUACAAUCCCUUUUCCACGGGAAAAUCUCCUUCUAGGGUUCUCACGACCUAUAAUCCCUCAAUCUUUUACUCUUAUGCUUCGAUCAUGAUUUUCUUUUCCGUAGUUAUAAUUACGACUUAAAUUGCUCGAUUUUCCUUUUUUCUUUCACUUCUCAAGAAUUGUGGAGCACUCUGUGAUCAAUGAAAAUGCAUUUGGUGUCUGGUUACAAGGGCGUUUUUGGGCUUGUUUUUGGGAAUGAGAAUUCUUCAAGUGAAGAUAGCUAUGUUGAACGCUUACUUGACCGGAUAAGCAAUGGUAAACUAGCAGAGGACAGAAGAAAUGCUAUUACUGAGCUUCAGGCUAUUGUAUCGGAAAGUCAAGCUGCCCAGUUAGCAUUUGGGGCAAUGGGCUUUCCUGUAUUGCUAAGCAUCUUAAGGGAAGAACAUGAUGAUGUUGAGAUGGUUCGUGGUACCCUAGAAACUCUUGUAAGUGCGUUGACUCCUAUCAAUCAUGCAAAAGGGUCAAGCAAUGAAGUUCAGCCAGCUAUGAUGAACACUGAUUUGCUUUCCAGAGAACCAGAAAGUAUCUCUCUUCUUUUAAGUUUGCUGACAGAGGAUGAUUUUUAUGUACGAUACUACACUCUGCAACUAUUGACUGCCCUUCUCACUAAUUCUCCUCAGCGGUUACAGGAAGCUAUAUUGACCAUCCCUCGUGGUAUAACUCGGCUGAUGGAUAUGCUUAUGGAUCGUGAGGUAAUAAGGAAUGAAGCAUUGUUACUUCUUACUCACCUGACCCGUGAAGCUGAGGAAAUUCAAAAAAUCGUUGUUUUUGAAGGUGCAUUUGAGAAGAUUUUCAGUAUCAUAAAAGAGGAGGGAGGUUCAGAUGGCGGUGUCGUUGUACAGGACUGUCUUGAAUUGUUAAACAAUUUGCUUCGUCAUAAUGCAUCCAAUCAGGUACUGCUAAGAGAGACUUUAGGACUUGAUUCGUUGAUAUCAAUUUUGAAGCUGAGAGGAAGUGGUUAUACUUUUACUCAACAAAAGACAAUCAAUCUACUCAGUGCUUUAGAAACCAUUAAAUUGUUAAUAAAGGGAGGUUCUGAUGCUGAUCCUGGGAAAGAUCUAAAUAAACAGACAAAUAAGAGAACUCUGAUUCAGAAAAAGGUGUUGGAUCAUUUAUUAAUGUUAGGUGUUGAAAGCCAAUGGGCACCUGUUGCUGUUCGCUGUGCGGCAUUGAGGGUUAUUGGCGAUCUGAUUGCUGGAGAUUUAAAGAAUUGUGAUGUUCUUUCUAGCAAAUUUCUUGGAGAGGAGCCACAAGUUGAACCUGCUCUGAACUCUAUACUCAGAAUCAUUUUGAGGACUUCUAGCAUGCAAGAGUUCAUUGCAGCUGAUUAUGUUUUUAAAAGCUUUUGCGAGAAAAAUACUGAUGGACAAUCAAUGCUGGCAUCUACACUAAUCCCACAGCCGUAUUCCAUGAAUCAUGCACCUCUUGAGGAGGAUGUCAAUAUGUCUUUUGGAAGCAUGCUAUUACAUGGUCUUACAUUGGGUGAAAAUGAAGGUGAUCUUGAGGUUUGUGGCAGGGCUGCUAGUGUCCUAUCUCACGUAUUGAAAGACAAUCUUCACUGCAAGGACAGGGUUUUACAAAUCGAAAUUGAGGCCCCCAUCUCAUCCUUAGGAGCUCCAGAGCCACUAAUGCAUCGAAUGGUGAAAUAUAUGGCCCUUGUCUCUUCCAUGAAAAGCAAAGACGGAAAGUCUAGAUCAUCAGAAAAUUCAUAUAUUCAAGAAAUUAUCUUAAAAUUACUAGUUACCUGGCUAGCUGAUUGCCCAGGUGCUGUUCACUGUUUCCUAGAUGCUCGCCCCCACCUUACUUAUCUUCUUGAGCUGGUGUCAAAUUUGUCAGAAACAGUGUGCAUAAGGGGUUUGGCAGCAGUCGUCUUGGGUGAAUGUGUUAUCUAUAAUAAUUCCACUGAUAGUGCAAAGGAUGCAUUUGCCAUUGUUGAUAUGAUGAGUCAGAAAAUCGGGCUUAGUUCUUACUUUUUGAUGUUUGAUGAGAUGCAGAAAAGUUUUGUUUUUGCUAAUGUGGAAUCAUCUCUGAACCGUAAAUCAUUCACUAGAUGUUCAACAGCUAGCAUGGAAGAUAUUACAGAUUCAGACAACAAUGACCUAUCUGAACAGAAAAAUAUGGAUCAUCCUGUUCUGUCUUUAAUAUUGGAUUCUUAUUUUGUGAAUCUUGUCAAAGGACUGGAAGCAGAUAUUAGGGAACAAAUUGUGGUGGUCUAUAGUCAUCCAAAAACUAAGGUAGCCGUGGUGCCAGCAGAAUUAGAGCAGAAGAUUGGUGAAAGUGAUGUAGAGUACAUAAAGCGGCUGAAAGCUUUUCUUGAGAAGCAAUGCUCUGAAAUAAAGGACCUCCUUUCACGGAAUGCUACUUUGGCUGAAGACCUGGCCAGGACAGGUGGGGGUAGUAAUAUACAAUCUGAGCAAAGAGUAAGUGGGAGCUCAGAUAAAGUCCAAAUAAAUGCACUCAGUAGAGAUCUCCAAGAAGCAUCUAAAAGGUUGGAGAUGCUGAAGUCAGAAAAAGCAGAAGUUGAAUCUGACACAAGGAAGUACCGGAAUUUAGCUGAAAAGAUGGAAGCUGAUCUAAGGAGUCUUUCUGAUGCCUACAACAGUCUUGAGCAAUCCAACAUACAACUGGAGAAGCAGGUGAAAGCACUGAAGAGUGGAGUAUCCUCAACAUUCCUAGAUGUGGAGGCAAUUAAAGCUGAAGCAAGGGAAGAAGCUCAAAAGGAGAGUGAAGGUGAACUGAAUGAUCUGCUUGUAUGCCUAGGGCAAGAACAGAGCAAGGUGGAUAGACUUGGUGCUAGAUUGCUUGAGUUGGGGGAAGAUGUUGACAAAUUGCUUGAAGGCAUUGGAGAUGAUGUUGGGAAUGUUGAAGAUGGUGAGGAUGAGGAAGACACUGAAUAAUAAUAAUGUACUAUCAUCUAGCCUUUGCAGGGCUCACUUUGUACAUUUCUUGGUUGAAUUGUACAGUCUUACCAGGGUUGGAUUUUAAGUUAUAACGUCCAUCUGGACCUCUUCCGGGCUGGCUUUUGUUAUGCAUUACUUGAUGAUUUACGUUGUAUCCGAUGGUUUUUUUCUCA